Messenger RNA from Lemur catta (Ring-tailed lemur), 1619 nucleotides. RefSeq names its product protein phosphatase, Mg2+/Mn2+ dependent 1K (gene PPM1K). Lineage: Eukaryota; Metazoa; Chordata; Mammalia; Primates; Lemuridae. The transcript is spliced from 7 exons. The record is from RefSeq and is a predicted model, not a curated record. Gene Ontology annotation, biological process: protein dephosphorylation. Gene Ontology annotation, molecular function: cation binding; protein serine/threonine phosphatase activity. Bases 187 to 1305 code for a protein of 372 amino acids.
GCCGUGGCCACUUUGACUGCGUGCUCCGGAGAUCGGGACGGCGGGGAAGGCGGUCUUACUUACCGACUGAGCCCCUCCGUUAGCUAAUUCUAACAUUUCCAGGGACAUAACCAUCACGAGUUGAUCGUUUCUCCUGUGUUGUUGCAUUGACCUGCCGGUCACUACCGCCGCCUGUGGGGUUGCGGCAUGUCAACAGCUGCCUUGAUCUCUCUGGUCAGAAGCGGGGGCAGCCAGGUGAGACGGAGCGCGCUGCUCAGCUCCCGCCUGCUGCAGGAGGACCCCCGGGCCUUGCCCAGGUGCCGCGGCUCCACCUCCCAGCCCCGGUGUUCUCGCUUCGACCCCGACGGCAGUGGGCGUCCAGCCACCUGGGACAGUUUCGGGAUCUGGGAUAACCGCAUUGAGGAGCCCAUUCUGCUGCCACCCAGCAUCAAGUAUGGCAAGCCCAUUCCCAAAAUCAGCCCGGCCAACGUGGGCUGCGCCUCGCAGAUCGGCAAACGGAAGGAGAACGAGGAUCGGUUUGACUCGGCUCAGCUGACCGAUGAGGUCCUGUACUUCGCGGUGUACGAUGGACACGGCGGGCCCGCCGCUGCUGAUUUCUGUCACAGCCACAUGGAGCAAUGCAUUAUGGAUUUGCUUCCUAAGGAGAAGGACUUGGAAACUGUGUUGACGUUGGCUUUUCUAGAAAUAGAUAAAGCAUUUUCAAGUCAUGCCCACCUGUCUGCUGAUGCAACCCUUCUGACCUCUGGGACUACUGCCACGGUAGCCCUGUUGCGAGAUGGUAUUGAACUGGUUGUAGCCAGUGUUGGGGACAGCCGGGCUAUUUUGUGCAGAAAAGGAAAACCCAUGAAGCUGACUACUGACCAUACUCCAGAAAGAAAAGAUGAAAAAGAAAGGAUCAAGAAAUGCGGUGGCUUUAUAGCUUGGAAUAGCGUGGGGCAGCCUCACGUGAAUGGCAGACUUGCAAUGACAAGGAGUAUUGGAGAUCUGGAUCUUAAAACCAGCGGUGUGAUAGCAGAACCUGAAACAAAGAGGAUUACGCUCCAUCAUGCCGAUGACAGCUUCCUGGUACUCACCACAGAUGGAAUCAACUUCAUGGUGAAUAGUCAAGAGAUUUGUGACUUUGUCAAUCAGUGCCACGAUCCCAACGAAGCAGCCCACAUGGUGACUGAACAGGCAAUACAGUACGGGACCGAGGACAACAGCACUGCCGUGGUAGUGCCUUUCGGUGCCUGGGGAAAAUACAAGAACUCUGAAAUCAACUUCUCAUUCAGCAGAGGCUUUGCCUCCAGUGGACGAUGGGCCUGAUUGCUGGCUGGGACUUUCGGGUUUCUGUGCGACAGUUUUUCACCGAGCGAGUCCAGAAACUGAUGAGAUAAAAAAAAAAGUCACCUGUUGCCCAUGUGACCCUGUGAUUCACUAGCUCAGUGCACAAGUCAGUGUCAAUAACCACUUGCAUAGUAGUUUUUUUCAUAAAUGCUCCUAUUUAUGUUCAACUGUAUGUUCUCCGUAUAAAUAUAUAUGGAAUUAAGCUAUUGUGAGUGUCUAAGCUGAGUGAGCAAGUGUGAAGUGGUUUUGAUACACUUGGAGAGGGUAUUAAAUUUCUAAUUUUAAGACUCGUA